Messenger RNA from Insectozyma verbasci, 807 nucleotides. Lineage: Eukaryota; Fungi; Ascomycota; Pichiomycetes; Serinales; Debaryomycetaceae. The record is from the annotation of a GenBank genome assembly.
AUGCCUAAGUACAAACAAGUUGAUGUAUUUAGUGAUACUCCAUAUUUAGGUAAUCCGGUAGCUGUCAUUUAUGAUGCUGAUUCAUUGUCAACUUCUCAAAUGCAAAAAAUUGCAAAUUGGACAAAUUUAUCAGAAACUACGUUCGUUUGUAAACCAACAACACCAGAAGCUGAUUAUAAAUUAAGAAUAUUUACACCUGGUACAGAAUUACCAUUUGCUGGUCAUCCAACAAUUGGAACUGCUCAUGCAUUAAUUGAAGAUAAAUUAAUCAAACCAAAGAGUGGAAUAGUAGUUCAAGAAUGUGGUGCUGGUUUAAUUGACAUUGAAGUAAUUGAUGGUACUUUAUACUUCACGGCUCCUGAAUACAAGUUUUUUAAUCUUGAUUCAAGCUCAAUCACUAAGUCGUUUGGAAAGAAGGUUAUUAAUAAACCAGUCAAAUCAGAUACCGGUCCAUAUUUUGCCAUUUUCCAAUUCGAAUCACCUGAAGAUUUAUUAAAUAUCAAUAUUGAUUUACCAUUGAUUGAAAAAUUCAGUAAAGAGAAUAGUCUUACUGGUGUUGGAUUAUUUGCAGAAUAUAAUGAUGGUAAUUUAGAAACAAGAUUAAUUGCUCCAUUAGUCGGUGUUAAUGAAGAUCCAGCAACUGGUAGUUUAUCAGGAGCAUUAGGUCAUUAUUUAAAACAGACUUUUGAUAUUAACCAAGGUAGAAAAGUUAAACGAGAUUGUAAAAUUAAAGUUAAAUAUGAAGAUGGUAAAGUUAAAGUUGGAGGUAAUGCAAUUACAUGCUUUGAUGGUCUAUACAAUUCAUAA